GGGUGUUAAGCGCUCCGUUACUAGGCUACAUGGGGCAGCAGUAGGUACUGCAGAAAUCAUCGUUUUUAAGACUCUAGAAAGUUAUGGAGUUAAUGCCAGUGUUGAGAAACUUAUCAUGUUAAAAGGAGACAGAGGAGAACCUGGACCUCCGGGUCCACCAGGUCCCCAAGGUAAUACAGGCCUUCCAGGGUAUGAUGGUAGAAGUGGACUCCCGGGCGAACCAGGUCCACGAGGUGAACCUGGACCAGAAGGACCCCCAGGGCCUGAGGGACUGAUUGGAAAAAGUGGAUUACCUGGGCCAAAGGGCAACAAAGGAGAAAGAGGCUUCAUGGGUGCUCCAGGAUAUCCAGGUCUUACAGGGAAACCAGGAUUCCCAGGACUACCCGGUAUUCCUGGAGAACCAGGCCUAAAUGGCACAGAUGGAGAACCAGGUUUACCAGGUCUUAUAGGGCCCCCU
Molecule: messenger RNA, 457 nt
Organism: Limulus polyphemus (Atlantic horseshoe crab)
Lineage: Eukaryota; Metazoa; Arthropoda; Merostomata; Xiphosura; Limulidae
Product: cuticle collagen 3A3-like
Exons: 7
Cellular component (GO): basement membrane
Source: RefSeq, a predicted model, not a curated record